AUGCGCCUCGGGCAGGAGUCGGAGCAGGCCGCCAAAUUGCUGCCGCUCGUCCGCUGCGGCUCCAUCGAGCAAUUGGACGAGCACUUGUCGGCCGACCCCGGCGCGAUCCACUGCACGGAUAAGUUUGGCAAUUCCCUCCUCCACGUCGCGUGUCAAUCCGGCAACAAGCGCGCCGUCAAGUUCUGCCUGCGGAAGGGCCUCGACGUCGACGCGCGGAACGCGGACGGGCAGACCCCUUUACACCACUGCUUCGCCCUCGGGCACAGCGCGCUCGCCGCCUACCUCAUCGACAAAGGUGCCGACGACUCCCUGCGCAACGCCGCGGGCCUGACGCCCUACGAAGGCACGCGCCUCCACGGCGAUUCGCCCGCGGAGGAGCGCGUCGGCCACUUCCGCCGCUAG
Molecule: messenger RNA, 402 nt
Organism: Aureococcus anophagefferens
Lineage: Eukaryota; Pelagophyceae; Pelagomonadales; Pelagomonadaceae
Exons: 1
Coding region: 1-402 (133 amino acids)
Molecular function (GO): fatty-acyl-CoA binding; protein binding
Source: RefSeq, a predicted model, not a curated record